Lepus europaeus (European hare) is the source of this 5616-nucleotide messenger RNA. It is a transcript of the gene RAB11FIP5, whose product is annotated as RAB11 family interacting protein 5. NCBI's taxonomy places the organism in Eukaryota, Metazoa, Chordata, Mammalia, Lagomorpha, Leporidae. The record is from RefSeq and is a predicted model, not a curated record. Bases 33 to 3614 code for a protein of 1193 amino acids. Gene Ontology annotation, molecular function: small GTPase binding. Gene Ontology annotation, cellular component: secretory granule; early endosome; mitochondrion. The transcript is spliced from 6 exons. Gene Ontology annotation, biological process: regulated exocytosis.
GAGUCCCCGCGUCCGGCUCGCCAGCCCCGGCCAUGGCCCUGGAGCGGGACGCCGAGCCGGCUGCGGGGCCCUCCCGCUGGCUCCCUACGCACGUCCAGGUGACGGUGCUGCGGGCCCGCGGGCUGCGGGGCAAGAGCUCGGGCGCCGGCAGCACCAGCGACGCGUACACGGUGAUCCAGGUGGGCCGCGAGAAGUACAGCACGUCGGUGGUGGAGAAGACGCACGGCUGCCCCGAGUGGCGCGAGGAGUGCUCCUUCGAGCUGCCGCCCGGCGCCCUGGAUGGCCUGCUACGGGCGCAGGAGACGGACGCGGGGCCGGCGCCCUGGGCCGCCGGCUCCGCCGCCGCCUGCGAGCUGGUGCUCACCACCAUGCACCGCUCGCUCAUCGGCGUCGACAAGUUCCUGGGCCAGGCCACCGUGGCGCUGGACGAGGUCUUCGCUGCAGGCCGCGCCCAGCACACGCAGUGGUACAAGCUGCACUCCAAGGCAGGCAAGAAGGAGAAAGAACGCGGGGAGAUUCAAGUCACCAUCCAGUUCACCCGCAACAACUUGAGCGCCAGCAUGUUUGACCUGUCCAUGAAGGACAAGCCGCGGUCCCCCUUCAGCAAGAUCAAGGACAAGAUGAAGGGCAAGAAGAAGUUUGACCUGGAGUCUGCCUCUGCCAUCCUCCCCAGCAGCGCCCUGGAGGACCCCGAGCUGGGCAGCCUGAGCAAGAUGGGCAAGGCCAAGGGCUUCUUCCUCCGCAACAAGCUGCGCAAGUCCUCGCUGACCCAGUCCAACACCUCGCUGGGCUCCGACAGCACCCUGUCCUCGGCCAGCGGGAGCCUGGCCUACCAGGGCCCGGCGGCCGAGCUCCUCACCCGCUCGCCCAGCCGCAGCAGCUGGCUGUCCUCCGAAGGCGGCAGGGACCCUGCGCCCUCCCCCAAGUUGCUUGCCCACAAGAGGACCUACAGUGAUGAGGCCAGCCAGGUGCGCGCCGCCCCUCCCCGGGCCCUCCUGGACCUCCAGGGCCACCUGGACGCCGCCUCCCGCUCCUCGCUCUGUGUCAACGGGAGCCACAUCUACAACGAGGAGCCCCAGGGCCCCCCGCGGCACCGCAGCUCCAUUUCGGGCCCCUUGCCGCCCUCCAGCUCCCUGCACGGCGUCUCUUCCCGGCCCUCGGAGGACACGCCUCGCUCUGCGGAUGACUCUUGGGGCAGAGGCAGCCGCAGCGCCAGCAGCUCAGAGGCAGCGGCCGGACAGGAGCGGAGCGUCCAGGCCAAAGCGCUGGCCGGCCGCUCCCGGGAGGAGGAGGGGGCCCUGCCCCCCGAGGGGAAGCCAGUGCAGGUCGCCACUCCCAUCGUGGCCCCCCCUGAGGCUGUGGUGGAGAAGGAAGGAGCCCGGAAGGAGGAGCGCAAGCCUCGGAUGGGGCUCUUCCACCACCACCACCCGGGGCUGAGUCGCAGCGAGCUGGGGCGCCGGGGCUCUGUGGGGGAGAAGGCGGCUCCCACUCUGGGGGCCUCUCCCCACCACCCCUCCAGCGGGGAGGAGAAGACCAAGAGCAGCUGGUUCGGUUUGAGAGAAGCCAAGGAACCUACCCAGAAACCCAGGGCCUCGAGGGCCGGCCCCGCCCCCCUGGCCUCCCCUGGGAAAGCCCUGCCUGAGUGGGACGACACCUUCAACUUCUUUGCUGCGAGCAGGCUUCGUCCAGAGGCCAGGAGCGAGAUCCUGGCCCCUGUAGGAGUGGGGCUGCAGGUGGCUGGGCUGCAAGAUCCAGGCCCCGGGGCCAUGACAGUGAAGGCAGCUGAGCCCCCAGGAGGCCCUGGGGGAGGAGGAGGAGGAGGAGGAGGAGGUGGUGGGAGCACCUCCUGGCCAGAGCUCGGUGUUCCCCUGGACUUGGGACUGGACCGACAGAGCAUGAGCGUGGCCGCCCUGGGGCCUCGCACGUCUGUCUGGGCUGGCCUGCCCGCCACAUCAGCCCAGCUGCACUCAGAUCCAGACGGGGAGCCGCCAGCCCCAGACGGGGAAGCAGGGCAGAGCUCAGCGGGCAGUGGGACGCCUCUCUUUAGCUCCCCAGAAGUGAUCAGCGUGUGGGAGAGGCUGCCCGGCCUUGACGACGCCCCCGAGGGCCAGGACCAGGAGGCCUCCCGGGCCGAAAGGCAGAUUUCCCAGCAGCUCAGCACAACGGACGACUCCUGGCCCUGGGACGUGGUCACCGUUUCUCCUGCCACAGAGACGGCCUCACCGGUCCUGCAGGGAGAAUCUGAAGAGCAGCCCCUUCCCCACGUACAGCCAGAAUUGCCGGAAACCAUUGGCCCCAAGGGGAGCGAGGGGCUUCCCUCCCUGGAGCUGGAGCCACAGCCUGAACCGGAGCAGAUGUUGGACAAGGGACUGCAGCCCAGCACGCCACCCCCCAAGCCACCGCGCCUCUUCACACCUUCCCAGUCCCUGGCCCGAGAGGAGGAGCAGGAGGACGAGAAGGCUGCUGGGGGACCGAGUGAUGCCGGGGCAGGGGGAGAAGACGCCGCCUCAGAUGUGCUUGCCGCUGGCCCCCAGGAGAUGCAGGGGGAGGGAGAGAAGCGGGAGUCGGAGUCUGACAGCCAUUCUUCCGGAACCCUGCUGGGAGAGCCAGGCCUGGAGGAUGGGGACGCCAGCGCCCCUGUGUCUGGGCCCUGCCUGUGUGCGCCCACCAGCUGUCCCGAGGGCCCUGCCCCCAAGUCCCCACUCUCAGCCAGCUUGAGUCAGCAGAUGUGGGGGGCUCCAGAGAGGGAAGGCCCUGAGGCUCCUGAGGCCCAGAGCCAGGGACCUGGAGGAGAGGGGCUGGAGCCCCUGUCGGUCACCCCCCAGCAGCCUGAUCUGUGGGCUGAGGAUGAUGCCCUGGACCCCUUGUCUCAGGGGAGCCAGGAUCCCCCCAGCCUCCCAUCCACAUCCCCACCAGGGUCCAGAGAAUCUUCUGUCCGCUCUGGUCCGGAAGAGCUGCCCACCCCUCCGGAGCCUGCCUUUCCACCCCCCCUCCCACCCUGGGCCAGCCACCGCCACGGGGGGCCUGACCCUUUGUGUUCUCCUGUGCCUGGAGUGUGGCCCCUGACCUCUUCCUCCCCACCCCCACGGGAGCCAGCCUCCCCCACUGGGAGUGCCCCUCCCCUACUCGGGGAGGACCACGCUGCAGCCACCCCAGCCUCCCCGCUUGUGCUUCUGCCCUUGGAGACACGGCCAGCUGAGGAGCCACAGCCCAGUGCCAGUCCCCACCCCGUGAAGCCCCUCAGCACGGCCCCCGCAGAGGGCAGCCCUGACAGGAAGCAGUCCCGCUCCAGUUUGAGCACAGCCCUGAGCAGCGGGCUGGAGAGACUCAAGACGGUCACGUCCGGCAGCAUUCAGCCAGUGGCUCCUGCACCCCAGCUUGGCCAGAGUGUGGACACCAGGAGGCUGAAGGACUCGGCUGUGCUGGACCAGUCGGCCAAGUACUACCACCUGACCCACGACGAGCUCAUCUGCCUGCUCCUGCAGCGGGAGCGCGAGCUGAGCCAGCGGGAUGAGCAUGUGCAGGAGCUGGAGAGCUACAUCGACCGGCUGCUGGUGCGCAUCAUGGAGACCUCGCCCACACUGCUGCAGAUCCCUCCCGGCACCCCCAAGUAGCCCUCCUCAUCCCCCUGCCCAGGGAGGGCCGGCUGGGACUGGCUGCCACACAGGACCCAUGCACCCUCCCAUGUUCCUGCUGAACACCGGCCUGGGGCAGGCCACCGCCCCGUGGCCACUCCCUGCUCCCCUCCCCCUCCUGCCUCUGCUGGGGCUGCUGGUAGGGAUGCAUCCAGCUCCAGGUGCGUCUCGCGUGUCUUUGGGAGCCCUGGGUCUUUCCCACCGGCCCACAUUCAUGCCCUUUAGCUUUCGGGGCACCAGUGAAUUGGAAUAAGGAAUUUGACCCUCAGGAUGGAGCCAGGGGCACACUGUGGUUUGAUGUGACUGGGAGGGGAUUGGUGGCUGGCACAGACUCCACCACCCCUACCCUGAGGAUGGUCGGCUGUUUCUUGCCACCACCAAACCCUCGUCCUCCAGCCCCCGGAGGGGCUCCUGAUGUCACUGGGAUGGGGACAGGGACCAUGCUACCCAUCUGAGGAACAACCAGGGUGCCUAUUAUUCAGCCGCACACCCAUCGCCCUGAGAGUGGGGAGCCUGUGCGGUCUAGCCUGGUCUCUGCCGUGUCCUGAGUCCUUUUCCAUCCUUGCUGCUGACGGAAUGGUCACAGUGGCAGGAGUGGAUGCAGUAUGUUCUCCAGGAUGCUCCAUGCCCCCUCUCAUGACCUUUCCACUGUGGGUCACCUGUGAACGUGUGGCAGGUCGGGGCGGUGGGCAGGGAGCUGCUCCUAGCUCUUCAGGUUCUCACGCCUCGGAUGUGUGGACCCCUGCAGGUCAGGGCUUUGGGCUGCUUAGGGUUUGGGGAUCAAGCCUCCGUGUCUGUUCUUGCUGCCUGUUCAGAUGCCAACACUCUGCUGAUGCAGGGUUUGAACUUUUGGAAACCAAUUAAAAUGUGCCUUUUGUGGGCGAGGUCCAGCGCCUCUGGUUGUAGACCUCUCCCCUGGGUGGUGUCCCUUUCCCUCCUGUUGAGCACAUGGGGAGGGCUCUGCCAGGACCUGGGACUGCCAGUGGAGGGUGGGGGCAGCCCUGCUGUGUGCCCUCCCCUCUCCUGGAGUUCAUCUCUGUUAAGGGUCUGGCCAGGCUGCUGCUGCUUCCUCGGCUACCUUCUCCAGUUGGGGAUCUGAGGAUAAACUCACUGAUGGGCAGGGCGGCCUGCGGCUGCCCUGUGCUCUCAUUCAGUCUGACCUCAGGCCUGGAAGUGGGAAGUCCGCUCUGCUUUUGUGAGACACCUAAGCUUAGGGAGAAGCCUCGGUUGCCCUUCCAUCCACCCACAAAGCUGCCAUCCCUGUCUGUCCCUUCGCCCACAUGGCCUUGCCUCGCAGUACACUUUGAGGUGAAGUAUCUGUCCUUUGGCCCACAGCCCCUCAUUUCUUGUAGAAAACAGCGGGCUUCCCCCGGGCUUCUGCAGGGGACCUCUAUUUUUUUUUUUGGGGGGGGGGGCGGUGUUAGCAAAAGCUGGAGGACGAGGAGGUGCUGAAGGGAGAUACUUCUGGCCCAGGGAGGAGGCACCGGCUCCUGUGGGACCACCUCUCCGUGGGAGGGCCUGUGGGCCGUCUCCAGAGGUGCAGCAGAGGGGAAAGCCCCUGUAGAGUUAACCCACCUUGAGGUGCCCUCAUCAGCGCUGGUCAGACAAGUAGCCACAGGUGCCUGGGACGGCAGUCACGUGUCAGGAGGGUCAUGAGGAACCGGACAGAGAGCUCUUCUGGGGGAGGAGGUCACUCCCCUGCUAGGUGUCCCUCUGGACUCCAUCCCGUCCCAGCCCCAGCUCUGAGCUCCCACUGCUCCUUAACCAUGAGCCUCCCCUGUGCCCAGGGCAGGCAUGUGACCCAUGGUUCUUGCUUGAUGUUUCUGCUGGCCACAAGUUGGAGCAGAGCUGCAGGUGGGCUGGGCGGGGAGCAGGUGAAGUUCUGCUUUGCUGUUUGUCUUCCUAGUUGUAGCUCCUGUUUAUAAAGAGCUUGUUCUUCAUGUUUUGAGCACUUUAUGAAGAAUAAAACGUUCACGGACUG